CGCAUUCAAUAAACAAAAGAUUUAGAGCUCUAGAGAUCUCUGGACCCAACGCUAUGACUAUUUAAAAAGAUUCCAUUACUGUUGCAUUAACACAUGCUUUAGCAAUUUAUUUCGAUCUUAGAGUAGAUAAAGGUCUAGAAUCUAGAAUAUAAGCAGUAUAAAAAUUAAAAAAUCUCCAACUUAAGAAUAAGAACCGAAUGACGAGUCGAUUGUCACUGACUGAAGACUGAAGACUUGAUGAAGUUAUUGAAGAUGUUUUAAUUAAUUCCUCAGAUAAGCACAUUUAAAUUUUUACCAUACAAAUGUCAUCAGCUGUAUCACCUGCUGUAAUGAAGGAAAAAGAGAACAAUAGUUCAAAAAAUGAAAAACCUAUUGUUGUGGUUUACCGAUGUUGGAUAUGUGGAGAUGAGUUUACAGAAAAGUUAGGAAUACUAAAACACCUCAAGAAGUUUCACAAUAAGCCUGAGUUGGAUGGGAUAGAAAAAAAGAUGAGAAUACCAAUUUGUUUGACGUGUGGGUCUGCAGAAACAUGUGAACACACAGAGGGAGAAAACAGGGACAACAAAAUUCAGCAGCAGAUGGACGAGGAGAGCGAUGAUGAUGGUGACAAGGUCUCAAAGCCACGUAUGAUCAACUGUUUAACCUGCCACAAGGUCUUCACUCUCCUGGACACCCUGCACCAGCACCGCCAGACAGAGCACCCAUCAGAGAAAACAUUCCAAUGCAACUUCUGUCCUACACUCUUUGGGGAUCGAACCAGCCUGGUCAUUCACAAACGUGACCACACCGGCUCUCGGCCAUACAUCUGCACACAGUGUGGCCAUAGGUUCCCUAAGAGUUCAGAUCUUAAGAGACACUCAAUCAUUCACUUGGGUCAAAAGCCCUACCAGUGUGCCAAGUGUGAUAAAACCUUCACCCAAAAGUCCAGCCUGGAGAAGCAUGCUAGAAUCCACGCCAAGCAUGAUGGCGGCCAUCCUUGCCUUCUGUGUGGGCUGGUCUUCAAGCAGCUGUCGGAGCUGAGUGACCACGCCGUGUCAGCACACACAGACGUCAACUACAAGUGUAAGACAUGUGGCAAGAUGUAUGUGGAGCAGAGACACUUGUUGCAGCAUGAGAAAAACCAUUUUGUUGUCAAGCCGUAUGCCUGCAGUUUCUGUGACCGCAGGUUCUCGUUCCACCCCAUGCUGGUCAAACACGAAGAGAGGAUUCACAAGAGUAGGAGAGAGCUGGCUUGUGACAUCUGUAACAAAGUUUUUAAACGAACAGAAAAUCUCAACAGACAUAAGUUAUCCCACUCAGGUGUGAGAAACCACAAGUGUACCAUCUGCGGUCUCUCGUUCACUGAGAAAGGCUCCCUGACCCGCCACACCAAAUCCCAGCACGACCAGCUGCGUCCGCACGUCUGUCACAUAUGUGGGCGGGGCUUCACUCGUAAAAUUUUAGUCCGCAAGCACAUAGAGCGCUGCCAUGACAACAAGAAAGGGGAAGAACUGAAGGAGAAGUCCCAGUAUUUCAAGUGUAAGCUUUGUGACAAGUUGCUAAGGAGGUCUGGGCUGAGGCAUCACGUCAAGUUACACCGGCAGAGGGGUGACAGGUGGGAGGGCGUGCUGAUGGACGAUGAGGUGGAGCUAGAGAAGGCCAUAGUGGCAGCCAACACCAACAUGCUGCAGAGGGGCUUGGUUAAAGAUGACUGCGAGGAGAGUCUAGACAUCAAGGAUGAAAGUUUGGACGAAGAGGAUGAAUUUUCAUCUGAAUAACUUUUCAAAAUGUGAAUCUGGAGACGCUAAAAAGGUGUAAACCUUAAUUAUAGUACUAUUAAUUUCUAUUUCUGGAUAGAUUUUUCAAGGUUGUAAAAUAUUUCUUUAUCAAAUAUUUUUAUCGUUUUCUUUUUUUAAUAAUGGUUAAUUGUUCACCACUUAAAGUGUCUAGUCACCAAAUAAUACUGUUUAUUUUGUAUAUGAUUAAAUGUUCAGUUCUAAAAAAAAAAGAAU
This is a messenger RNA of Physella acuta, 1991 nucleotides long. Its product is annotated as zinc finger protein 501. The record is from RefSeq and is a predicted model, not a curated record. NCBI's taxonomy places the organism in Eukaryota, Metazoa, Mollusca, Gastropoda, Physidae.